Messenger RNA from Poeciliopsis prolifica (blackstripe livebearer), 4578 nucleotides. RefSeq names its product FYN-binding protein 1. The transcript has 20 exons. Bases 280 to 3267 code for a protein of 995 amino acids. Lineage: Eukaryota; Metazoa; Chordata; Actinopteri; Cyprinodontiformes; Poeciliidae. Gene Ontology annotation, biological process: protein localization to plasma membrane; integrin-mediated signaling pathway; T cell receptor signaling pathway. The record is from RefSeq and is a predicted model, not a curated record. Gene Ontology annotation, cellular component: plasma membrane. Gene Ontology annotation, molecular function: protein binding.
GGACUGUUUUCUGCCACACGACGAGUGAGUUGUUCGCCUCCAACCCGGUUGGUUCCAACCCAGAAACCACAUUCUGCGCGCGUCCUGGACGCACAAAGGAGCGCGCUGUGGGUCCGGAUGCAGAGUGGAAAAAACAUCUCAAUUUCCUCUUUUAAACAUAAUUAACUGACACUGAAGUCGCAACCAGAAUGCGAGGCUGAAGAAGACAAUUAUUUGGAGAUAUUUUUUUCUCUCUCUCUCUUUCGUUAUUUAUUUAUUUUUUGGAUUUAAAACUUGGCGAUGGAUGAGCAAGAGGCUCCGUUAGACUUCCAGGCGCUGAGGGCCAAGUUCCAGGACAAAGAAUUCCUGCUGGGGCCGCCGAAGCACAAACCUGUUGUCCCUGAGAAGCCAAAGGUCAUCCCUCCUCCCCUUAGCCCCACACAGCACCUUCCCCCUGGUGCACGCCCCUCCCUGAUCUCCUCCAUCAACCAGGCCUUGGAAUCAAAGUCGAUCAAUGGCCCCAAUGUGGUAUUCAAGGAUGAGAACAAGGACAGCAAGAAGAUUUUUGGCCAUGGUAACUCAAAACCCAAAGACAAAUCUGAUGGGAAGACAAAGGAAAGCAAGGAGAAGUUGAAUGAAUCCUCAUUGCCUCACAAGGAGAAGAACGGAAAGAAGCUUCCGCUCUUUGGGACACAGAAGGAGAGCACAGCCGAGCAGGAGCCAGCCUCGCUUCCUCCGAAGGCCAAAACACACAAGAAGAAGAAUAUUCUGGGUUUCAUGAAGUCUUCCAAGAAGGAUCCAGCAGGGACCUCAGCUGACUCAAUCCUAGACUCUCCAAGCGUGAACCUUCCUGGAGCUACACCGCUGAUCCCAUUGGCUUCUGAUGCUGACGAGGAGGAGUCUAUAUACUCGGUACCGAAGCAGAUCCCACGAAAGAUCACCAUCCCUGAAUCCAAUGCUACAGCGGACCAGACACCCCUCUCUCCAAUUCCCGACCCUCCCGACUUCUCUCCUCCGCCUGCCAUGAUCCCAGCUACCCCAGCUUUCAAAAUCCCACCACCACAGAGUGGAACCCCACCUCAGCUUGAAAGUCCUGCUUUGUCAGUUUCUGACCUGCCCGGCCAAAACCAAAUUGUUCCCAUUCCUUCCACUGACGCUCCCCGUCGCCCAACCAUUCCUGCUCCCUCUUCUCCACUUGCAAGUCCCUCCUCUCUAACCGUUGUGACUCCCUCCCCUUCAGAUGUCGUGGAUCCUUCUCCUCCAUCCACUGCUCCUCUUUCCCCUCCACCCAGAGCUGUCUGUGACUCACCCGCAGCUAUUUUAUCUCCUCCACCGAGUUUUGCCAACUGUGAUCCUUUCCCCAAGUUCUCUGCUCCCUCCACCGAGCUCCAGACAGUAGCUGGUUCUGACGUGGAGGUGGCACUUUCAGCUGCAGUGGAAGCGAUGGACUCUUCUCCUUCCAAACAAGAACGUCCCAUCUCUGCCCUGUCCGCCCUGGGGAGGGCGGAGGACAUGAAUAGUGGGAAGAGAACCCCUCCGAAUGACCAAAGGAUCUUAAGUGCUCUAGAGAAGGUGCGCAAGAAGACCUCCAGCCCCAUGUCUAGCCCCACUCCUCCACCCGAAGACUUUCCAUCUCACCUGAAUCCCGCCCUCAGCGAUGCCGAGUUCCCGCCCUUCGAGGAUGAGGGAAAGAAACUCCCGUCAAUCAAAGCAGACGUUAACGGCCCUGAUCACAGGGCAGCUUCUCCGGCAUUGCAAAGCCUCGUGGAGGAGGGGUCUAACCCUCCUCUAGUUGCAGUCGCUGCUCCUCCACCCAGAGAUGUUCUACCAGAACGAAAGGCUCCAGAGAAACCCAAAAGACCUCAGUCUGCCAACUUGAGUCAAUACAUCCCCCCUACUCCUAUUAUACCUCAAGAGAUACCGGUUCCACUUGAGUUUUCAGAGGCCGAAGUCGCAGACGUUCCAGGAUUUGAGGAUUUGGAGGAUGUCUACAGCCCGGAGCUGCCGGUGUCCGAUCGUGGGAAUGAGGAGCACAUGGGUCCCGACGUUCCAGACGAACCAACCCAGGCAGAGUUUUAUGGCAACGGGACAACUCAUCCAGAAACAGAGGGCCAGACUAAAACAGCAUAUGGAGAAAUUAAGCUGGACACUCCUCUGCAGGAACAAUCCCUAAAACCCGCUGAGGACCCUCAAGUACAACUCCAAAACAUCUACGAAAGCAACGACGACGUGUACGAGUCCAUUAACAUCAGCUCCAGCAAAAAGAAGGCGAAGAGCGGCAAUGGCAAGAAACGCAAAGAGGCCCCAAAAAAUCCAUAUGUGGAGACUGGACAGGAAACGUUUCAGGAGAAAACCAAGACGAGCAGGUUCGGCAGGAGCGAGAAGAAGCACGCCUCAGAAAAGCCGGAUGAGAAGGAGCUGAAGAAGAAGGAGAAGCAGCGGCUGGAGAAGGAGAAGAAGGAGCUGAAGGAGAGGCAGGAGCGGGAGAAGAAAGAGCAGAAGGAGAGGGAGAAGAAGGAGAACGAGAUGAAGAAAAAAUUCAAUGUCACAGGGCAGGAGGAAGCCAUGUACCAGGCAAAGGUAAAGGUCACCACGAAGGGCCGUAAGCACGAUCUGCCCGUCAAGAGCGGCGACGUCAUCAGCAUCAUCCGAACCACCGAGUGCCCCAAGGGGAAGUGGCUGGCCAGGGACGGCAGCAACACCUACGGGUACGUUUCUGUGGAUCACGUGGAGAUGGACUUUAAGGAGAUUUUGGAGCUGGGCAAGAAGACUCCCCGCAACAGCGCCGUCAUCGAGACCGAAGCCACCCCGGACGGCAAGGUGCUGAAUCACUUCAGUCGUUCGCCGGAAAGCUUCUCGGAUGACAGCGAGGAGUGGACCUGUGACGACGAAACGCUCUCACCCAACCCCGAAGCUUCUGACCACUUGCCAGGGAUUCACAUACAGACUUUCUCCAUGCCAGAGAUGGGAAACCAGCACCUCGACAUAAGCCACCAGCACAGUCACAGUGAAAGCCCUCAGAUCCAAGCGAGACAAGAAGCACUUCACAAGUUGGCGACAUUCUUCAGCUCUUCAAAAUCUGUGGAUCCGGUUCCAAGUGAGGCCAAACUAGAAAGGAGGAGUCCUACCCCUCUGCAGGAAGAAGCUGCUAGUGCGCCACAGGAAAGUUCAACUCAGGAGACAGAGUUUGACCCGUCGGCCGUCAUUUUACCUCCUCCUGACAUGUACGCAGACUCUAUUCCGGACUCAUCGCUGUAUAGCGAGCAAAUCAAAACUCUCCCGCGUUGACCAGGAUCUUCCUACCAUGUCAAGCUGCAGCCAUGUGAUCCUUGGCCAAAAAAAAACAAAAAACGGCAUCUUCCCGACUUUGAUAUUUAUCUGAGAACCGCAAAUAUGGAUCAAUACACUGAGGCGUGAACCAUGCAAAUGGAUUUGUUACUGCUGUUCCUUGAAGAUGUUGGUGUGAGGAUUCUUUACGUUGGACCUUGAUGAAGUCUCCUUUUCUCAAGAGAAGACAUAAAAGCGACAAUAAAAAUCUUGACAGACAGACACAGGCUGGACAAUACCAGAAAAGUACAACUUGUGGUGGAAGUAAAGGAUUAAACUGUAGUUUUUCUACUUUUCUAUGCAAACUAAGGGAAGUCUUGCAUUCAACUUUUCUUCAGAUUAACUGUCAAUCCAAAGUUGGAUCACAGCUCAAAUAACCCAACAAGAGCCCGAAUCUUUUGAAGCAUGAAGCGUCAAGAAAAGUAGGAUCGUUCUUCUCUAUAGAAGUCUCAGGGUUUGCUGCAAGGGACUGAAUAUUUGUAAUGAGCCAAGACAUAAAUAACCACCUUCUGCUUUCUCCAACAAUUUUAAGUUUCCACAGAAUUAUCCAGAACUGGUCAGUUUAAUUUCCAAGUGUUUGAAUCACUGUUUGUUUGUUUGUUUUUAACUUUACAGGGAUCUUUUUCUUCAGAUAACCACUGUAGCUUGUUUAAGAAUGUGUAUCUAUUGUUGCUGUGAUAUUUAAAUAAUCACUGAUGUAGAAAAGAAUAGUUUUUUUAUUUUGAAGAGCGAUUCAAUGAAGUUAUCAGUAACAGUUCCCUCAGCCAUAGUAGAAAGGUCAGUGUGGCGCUGGAAAGUUGCCUGUUUAGAUUGCAAAAAUUUGCUAAGCCUGGGUUAGCUACUAGCUUCCACAUUUCUAUGGACUUAUUCACUUUUUUCACAACUCACUGCAAAAUGGCAUCUUUCCAACAAAGGUGAAGGAGAAAUUGCUGAUAACGUCAAGGAAACCUCACUUCAAAAAUUCCAGACUGCUCGGUUUACUGCCUUCCAUCACAUAAGAUCUAAGGACCGCAAUGUUAAAUGUGUGACUUCAGAAUGGAUUUAGUGUUCCUAACGUUCUAACAUUUGGAUAAAAACAUCAACAUCCAGCUUUCUUUCCUGUAAUUUAACGGUUCUGCAGGUGUCCAUGUCAUGUGCUUCCGAUGCGUCCUCACAAACCGAUGUAAAAACUUAAAAGUGUGCAAAAGCUCGGUAGUUGAAAGACACUUGAUAACGACAUUGCUGUUUUUGCAUGUUUGUUUUUAUUUUUAAUAAAUACUCCUUAAAGUGCAA